CCUGUCAUGCUAUCAAAGUAUCGGCCAGUCUGCGACGGCCGGCAAAGUUUAUAAAAACCCAGCAGAGACGGAGAGAGAAGAGAGAUGGCAAAGAAGCCUGCAAAGUCGAAGAAGUCUCUCUCUGCGUCUUCCUCUGCUGACAAGGAAAAGGCAUUGAAGUUAAAAUCACCAGAGAAGAUGAAGAAGACUGUGAAGCCAAUUAGAGUUAGCGAAAUAGAAAAGAGACCAAAAAAUCCCAAGAAGCCAAAAGCCAAGCCGAAGAAGAAGACAAAGAAAGAGGAUGCCAACAAGCCCAAGAAACCCCCAACUGCUUUCUUCUUCUUCCUGGAGGAUUUUCGCAAGGAAUACCAGGAACAAAAUCCAGAUGUGAAGUCAAUGCGCGAUAUUGGCAAGGCAUGUGGGGAGAAGUGGAAAACAAUGACAUAUGAGGAAAAAGUUCAAUACUAUGACAUCGCCACAGAAAAGAGAGCAGAGUUCGAGGAGGCAAUGGCGGAGUAUAUCAAGAGAAAGGAAAGUGGUGAGGAUCAAGAAAGUGAAGAUUCGGAAUAUGAUGAGUAGAGUUAGUUGAGAGAAACAAUGUUGACUGGGAUUAGAGUAGAAGAGGGGGGUGUAGGGUUGUAUAUUAGCUCCAUAGGUCAACAACUAUCAUCUUUGUCAUCGAAACCAUCUCUGUAUCAAUUCCAAUGUAAAUUUGAUGCCCGCAAAUCAAAUUUCUAGUAAGGAAAACCUAUUGAUUGGGCUUGUUCUCAUUUUAACAAUAUUGCUAAGGUUAUCUCUAUGUUCUGGUU
Molecule: messenger RNA, 788 nt
Organism: Nelumbo nucifera (sacred lotus)
Lineage: Eukaryota; Viridiplantae; Streptophyta; Magnoliopsida; Proteales; Nelumbonaceae
Product: high mobility group B protein 14
Source: RefSeq, a predicted model, not a curated record